Messenger RNA from Helobdella robusta, 1119 nucleotides. RefSeq lists its product as hypothetical. Gene Ontology annotation, molecular function: actin filament binding. The transcript has 13 exons. The record is from RefSeq and is a predicted model, not a curated record. Bases 1 to 1119 code for a protein of 372 amino acids. Lineage: Eukaryota; Metazoa; Annelida; Clitellata; Rhynchobdellida; Glossiphoniidae.
AUGCCAGGAUUGUUGAAACCAAAAACUUAUGAUUGGAAGGAUUCCAACGUGGCUCUCUUUGGCUCUGACCUCGACAGAAAAGUUAAAAAAGAGUCGGCGGAAACGGAACCAGCCUGGAAGAAUGCAGGACAGAAAGUUGGGAUCAAGAUCUGGAGGAUUGUGAACUUCAAGGUGACAGACUGGCCUGAAAGAGAUUAUGGAAGAUUCUACAGUGGAGACUCUUACAUCAUACUGAACACGUACAAGCCAAAACCAAACAGCAACGAGUUAGCGUACGAUCUUCAUUUUUGGAUUGGUGGGCAAAGUACACAGGAUGAGUAUGGUACAGCGGCCUACAAAACGGUGGAGUUGGACACUUACCUGGACGAUAAGCCGGUACAACAUCGUGAGGUUGAAGGCUACGAGUCAGAACUCUUCAAAUCAUACUUCAAACAAGGAUUCACAACGAUGGAUGGUGGGGCAGAAUCAGGUUUCAACCACGUCAAACCAGUGGAAUACCAACCACGACUGCUACACUUCCAUGGGGAUAAAACUCUCGUGUCACUGAAAGAGGUUCCAAUAGCGAGAACUUCAUUGAAAUCUGACGACGUGUUCAUCUUGGAUGCUGGUCUGAAGUUUUACCAGUGGAAUGGAAAAGGAAGUAACAAGGAUGAACGAUUCAAGGCGGCAGGCUAUAUGCAGAAGUUGAAAUCUGAGAGAAACAAAUCAGUCGGAGAAACACUGGACGAAGAUGAUAUAUCAGAUGAUCAUGAGUUUUACAGUCUGCUGACUGGUGACAGCGGUUCCCCCGAAUAUGAUGAUAUGCUUGGCGGGCAGGGAAAUAAAUCAAAGGAGAGGCUUUUGUUGAAAGUUUCCGAUGAGAGUGGUCAGUUGAAGAUGGAGAAGAUCAAAUCAGGACAGGUCUCAAUGAAAGAUUUUGCAUCCAAGGAUGUCUUCAUCUUUGACACUGCUUCAGACGUAUUUGUCUGGAUUGGAAGGAACGCCUCAAAAACUGAAAAACAAAACGGAGUUGGCUACGCUCAUAACUACUUAAUGAAAACGGACCAUCCUCUCAUACCCGUGCACGUCAUAAAGGAGGGGCAGACAAACAAAUCUUUCCAAUCCGCCGUCGCUGCGUAA